AUGCGCCAAAAAGACUUAAGCGUGUGUUUCCCAACCCAAGUAAGUGGGUCUGCGACACAACCAUCACUUCCUCCGCUAGUGGUUCAAAGAUUCCCAUUAUGGAGUUGCAAUGUAUGUCGAGGAGAAAAUGUGUUUAAUAUCAGUGAUCAAAGUGACCAAAGGACAUGCUGUGAGAGAGUUCAAGAAACUCUGACACAUAAUAAUGUUCCUGCAAUAGAAGAAUCUGAAAUUACCAAUCUCAUUGACUUAAAUGGUGGUAGUGAUGAUAGACAUAAUGAAGGUGAUCAUAUGCCAAUUAAUCAAGAGGAAAAUAAUGAUGCUGAUCAGGUUCCAGUCAAUGAAAUAACAGACCUUAAUCCUGACAUGGAGAAUGAUCUUAAUCUUCAAGUAUCAAACAAUGUUGGAUCUUCAGUUGUCUGUCCAAGCCUUAUCCAAGAAAUGCAUGCAAAUGAAACAGGUUUUGAAGGCAUUGUAGCUCGUGCGUCUGAGGCGGAGCUUGUUGUUAACAAUGUCACAACUGCGUCUGAGGCGGAACUUGUUGUUAACAAUGUCACAACUGCGUCUGAGGCGGAACUUGUUGUUAACAAUGUCACAACUAAAGAUAACCAAUGCCUGCAAGAAUUAGGAAAAGCCCUGGAAAUUACUGAACAAAUAAUCGUGCCUGAACACAAUGCUGAACAGUUUCCUCAAGAGCCAGUCACUGAAGAUAAUCCUCUUGCAGGGGAUAGUGAGAAGAAUGGAAAAAAUGAAAAUGAAAUUCGGGAUCUUCAUCAAAAGAAGUCUUCCAAGAAAUAUAAAAGGGUGCGUUUCCUUAGGGAAAUACUUAGAGAAGAUGAAGAACCAGUGGCUGAGCAGAUCAGAACAGAAACACCAGCACUUCAAAAUCCUUCCAACAAGUGUGCAGACUCACAGAGACAAAAAGCUAUAAUGGAGAAGGUGGUUGAUGAAGGAGACAGAAAGAAGUUGGAAAAGAAGGGUCAAGCAGGAAGAAAGAGGAAGUUAGUUAUAGAUGAAGAUGAUGAUGAUGAUGCACCAUUAACUGAUCUCAUCAAAAGGGUUGGAAAUCGAGUAUCAAAUGAAGAAGGAUUGCCAGAGGGAAUGCAUCUUUCUUCAAAUACUUCACCUCAAACCUUGGAGAUUGAUGAUGCCACAAGGGAGCAAGAUGAACAGGAUGCUUUAGACGCCUUGCUGCAAAUAUCUCAAACUAAUAUGGAGGCAGUGUUGCAAUUCCCCAGAGUCUUUACACAGGUGAAUGUUCAAACACUAAAAUGGAUAUAAUUGGUUCAUCUCAGACCUAUGGUUCCCCGAAAGAUAACUUGUCUGGAAAAUCACAUGCUCCAGCAAUCUUUGACGAAGAAGAGGAAGAAGCUCCAACACAAGAUUUUGGAGGUACUGGUGCAACUCCAUUGUCCCUGAACAACAAUAUCCCCGAAAUGUUAUGUGGGACAAACAGAAACCCAGCUGAUUUUACUCUCAUCGAAGCAAAGAAUCCGUACAUGAGGGAUAGAGAAGAUGAAGUGCGAAAGAAGGCUAGGAGGGGACAAAGCUGUGACUCAUCUUCAAGAAGAACAAGAAGCAAAAGAAGCCCUAGCUGAAUUGGAACCAUUGCUCCUUCUGGUAGUUUUGUUACAUUGGGAUUUUUCUUUAUGAGACCUGGAUUUGCAUGUUGAACUUAAUUUUAGAAUAGCUUAAGACUUUUUAUUUUCUGUGUCUGCAUAAACCAUAACUCCUCAACAUGUUUUCUUUUUAAAUUUAAGCAUAUGAAUGUUUGUUUUAAAAUUUAGUCACCGGAUUUAGAGUUACAUCCCAUGCUAUUCAAACAUCGG
Messenger RNA from Vigna unguiculata (cowpea), 1826 nucleotides. The record is from RefSeq and is a predicted model, not a curated record. NCBI's taxonomy places the organism in Eukaryota, Viridiplantae, Streptophyta, Magnoliopsida, Fabales, Fabaceae.